Molecule: messenger RNA, 597 nt
Organism: Lycium barbarum (goji berry)
Lineage: Eukaryota; Viridiplantae; Streptophyta; Magnoliopsida; Solanales; Solanaceae
Exons: 2
Coding region: 1-597 (198 amino acids)
Source: RefSeq, a predicted model, not a curated record
AUGGAAUGUAUAUCUUCAACACAGUAUUCUAUUGCGUUGAAUGGUGGAGUAUAUGGAUGUAUAAGGGGACUGAGACAAGGGGAUCCUAUAUCCCCCUUACUCUUUGUAAUUUGCAUGGAGUAUUUCGCUAGAAUAAUGCAAUGGGUGGCAAAACAACAAGGAUUUGAAUUUCACACUAAAUUUAAGAGUAUGAGGCUGAAUGAUCUGUGUUUUGUGGACGACAUGCUCAUAUUCGGUAAAGAGGAGCGCAAUUCAGUGGUCCUGAUGUUAAGAGGGUUAAAAACCUUCUCAAUGACUUCUGGAUUGACAACUAAUGCCACAAAGUCUAAUAUAUUCUCUGCAAAGAUGGAUAACAAAGAUUUAGAUGAGUUGUGUGAAGUAACUAGGUAUGCCAAAGGAAUUCUACUAUUUAAAUACUUAGGAGUUCCUAUUUCAUGGGGAGAGUAUAUUGCAAUGGCUGAAGCUUACGGUAGUGAACCAGAGUAUCCAGGGGUGGUGGACAAGAAUUGCAAGACGAGCAAAAGGAAAGAUGAGCAAAGCAUUUCUAUGGAUAGUGUCUGCAGGCCCCGUGUACUAGAUAUGGAUGGCAAGAAAUGA